Scheffersomyces amazonensis is the source of this 927-nucleotide messenger RNA. RefSeq lists its product as uncharacterized. Gene Ontology annotation, biological process: mitochondrial proton-transporting ATP synthase complex assembly. The record is from RefSeq and is a predicted model, not a curated record. NCBI's taxonomy places the organism in Eukaryota, Fungi, Ascomycota, Pichiomycetes, Serinales, Debaryomycetaceae. Gene Ontology annotation, cellular component: mitochondrial inner membrane. The transcript has a single exon. The coding region runs from base 1 to 927 and encodes 308 amino acids.
AUGAAUAGUUCAAGUAGUAGUAGAGUAGUGAUACGAUCAUUAUGUACUAGUCAAAAAUUACUUAAUGCUGAAAAGAAACAAUAUACUCCAGCCUUUCUUAAAACUAUAAGUAAUGCAACUAAAUCACCAUUAAGACAAUCUAUAGCCAUUACAAGACCUAUAGGAUUAGAAAGACCAACAAUUAUCAAUAGUAAACAUAAUCUGUUUCAAAUAAGUGGGAUAUUUAAAGAAUUAUUUGGAUCUGAAGCAAAAGAAAGAAGAAGAGAACUGGUAGAUUAUGAUCUUAAACAUUCUUUAUUUUAUGAAGCUAAAUCAUUUACUAAUACUAAGGGUAAAAUCUUUACCCCACCUAUUUCUUAUUUUAAAAAGGAAAAGGCAAAAUACUUUCCAAAUUUUAUUGCUCAUCCAUUAAUUGGUCCUGAGACUGAAUUUUAUCAAUCAUUAAAGGGGAAAGUGAGUAUUGUAAGAAUGUUUUCAAAACAAUCAGCAUUUGAUUGUGUAAAGACAUAUUUUGAAACUAAUAAAGGAGAUUUGGCUACUGAUAAAUAUAGUGAAUUUUUAUCACAACAUUCAAAAUCACAAAUAAUAGAUAUAACUUUACCAAAUAGAUGGUAUGAAGGUUAUUUCUUAAAGAAAGCUAGUGGAUCUAUUUUGAAGAAAUUACCAAUAGAAAGAAAAGAUAAGUAUUUCAUUCUUCCUUUACUGGAAUUUCCAUAUUCUGUACGUCAACAAUUAGUAUUUGAAAUCUCAACUACAGGAUAUAUAUAUGUGGUUGAUCAAGAUGGUAAAAUUAGAUGGUGUACUAGUGGUAAUGCCAAUCCAGAAGAAUUAGCAUUUUUAAAUAAAUGUAUUUCUAAAUUAGAACAAGAAUUAGACCAAUCUCAAGUAAACAAUAUAGAAGAAGUUUCAUCUGAAACUAGUGCUUGA